This is a messenger RNA of Haemonchus placei, 279 nucleotides long. The record is from the annotation of a GenBank genome assembly. NCBI's taxonomy places the organism in Eukaryota, Metazoa, Nematoda, Chromadorea, Rhabditida, Trichostrongylidae.
AUGUUCCAGAAGCACCUAGUGCUUGCGCUUUGUCUCCAUUUAUGUCGAACAUUAGGAGCAGAUACAGAUGAUGCUCAAGAAAUCCCACUGCAUGCACAGAUGUUGACUGGUGCACCACUGGUCGAAUACCUACAGAAGAACCAGAAUCUUUUUCAAGUGAGAUCCACUCCGACACCUGGUUUCAAACAUAAAUUAAUGGAUGUGGCAUUUGCGAAUCAGAAUUCGAAUCCUAUUGUCAAUGAUGACAAUGACACCGGCGCUGACCUUCCGGAAAAGUAA